UUUUGCCUGAGGCAUUUGGGCCGAGGUCUUUUGGCCGAGGCGCUUUGCCUGAGGCACUUUGCCUUGGCCUUUGGGCUGAGGUCUUUUGCCUUGGCCUUUUGGCUGAGGCCUUUUGCCUUGGCCUUUGGGCUGAGGCACUUUGCCUUGGCCUUUGGGCUGAGGCACUUUGCCUUCGCCUUUUGGCUGAGGUGCUUUGCCUUCGCCUUUUGGCUGAGGCCUUUUGCUGAGGCCUUUUGGCUGAGGCACUUUGCCUUGGCCUUUGGGCUGAGGGACUUUGCCUUGGUUUUUUGGCUGAGGCACUUUGCCUUGGCCUUUUGGCUGAGGCCUUUUGCUGAGGCCUUUUGCCUGAGGCACUUUGCCUGAGGCGAUUUGGCCGCAGCAUUUUUCCCGAGGGUGUUCGACUCCACCAUUCGGACGCCCUCCGUAGGCAGGCUCCCCUGUGUUCUUUGAUUCACAGGAUGGAGAAGAGACCCCCCGCCUGCCCCAGGCAGGCCUGGAUGGAAGACAGCUCUUCCCAGGAGAGCCGCUCUCCAGGUCUGCAGCUUCCGUCCUCCUGCGAGGUGACCACCAUGCAGCCCCUCAAGCUCGAUGCCAGCUGGUUGCCCAUCUACAAGGAGGAGCAGGAAGCUGUUGAUUCCAUCCUGGCCUUUGUCACCAGCCCCAACAAGGAGGAGAGAGACAAGGCCACAUUUCUCCGGAGCAUCUCCGUGCUGUGCAGAAGCGCCUUGAACCACGGCCUGACCCAGGGCCUGGAUCUGUUCUGUGACACGUACCAGCUGGCAGAGAACAUCAAGGCGCUGCUGGAAGAAGAGCCAAGGGACCAGCUGUGCACAGACCUUCGGCAUCUUUCCAUGCUGGCUCUGGAGAAAUUGAGCUUGGUGGACACAGCGCUGGAGGGCAAAGCCAAAAGCCUCCUCCGCACGUGUUUCUCAAGUGUCUUCUGGCUGCCUGCAGAGAAGGAAAUGCCAAAAGCAGAUCUUGCCCUCUAUAUCAAGGGAAGUGUGGGCAUCCUCCUCCUCCUCCUGUGGCACAGGGGGUUCAGAUGGCUCUCCUGGGGCUGGGAGGAACAGCAGAAUGACUGCCACUGCUCUCUGUGUUCCUUGCAGACCCUGAACUCCAUGGACAGCAUGCUGAGGACAGUGGUGCUCAGCUUUCCUGCCUCUCGAGUCAGCGAGGAGCUGCAGGGCAUCUUGGAGCUGCUGCUGGACUUCACCAGAUGCGAGAGAGAGGCUGUGAGGGAGAGGGCCAUGGCAAGGAUCGAUGUGCUGGCCCGUGUGCUGUCCGACUAUUCCACUCUGCAGGCCAAUGCCAACAUCAGAAGAGGCACUGCUGGACCUGUCUGCUCUGGGGAGAUCCAGCUCCCGCUCCUAGGAAAGCUGCUGGGGCGUCUCAUCCUUUUCCGGUUCUCCGAGGAGCAGACAAGCUGUGCAGCUUUCCAUGCUCUUUUUGCCCUGGCUGAGUUCAUCUUCGAAUCCAGGCUAAAGGACAGAGCAGACCAAGUCCACUGGGAAGCCGUGACCACCUCCGCGCUGUGUUCUCUGAGCGCCAGGGACUGUGCCAAGACCUUUGGAAAAUACCUGCAGUCCCACGAGAGGACGGAUGUCAUCCUCGUGGCCAUCGAGGCGUUGGGAGAUGCCAGCAUCCUCGACCAGCAGGUGCCCAGCAGCCUGCUGGAUGUGGCCUUGGAAGACCCGGACGUCUGGCUGACGGACGCACCCAAGAUAGUCAGCAGCAUCCUUGAGAGCCUGCCAUACUGCAGCACACAGGCAGCGUGGGAGAAAGCAGAGUCACUGCUUCGCCUGAUGACCAACCUGUACCCCACCACAGUGGUCAUCCUCCUGUGCAAGGCGGCUCUUCAAGGAGACAGCACUGCGCCGGAGCUGUGGGAGCUGAUGUCCUCCAUGCCGGAGACGCUGGCCAAGAUCUUGGAGGGCUUUGCCAACCUGCUGCACAGACAGUGCUUCCGCUGCUCCGCAGAAGGCCCCCGCACCCAGCCCGUGGCUUCAUCCUCCAGGAAGGCUGAGUGGGAGGAUUUGGCUGACGAGCCCGACAUCGAGAGCCAUCAGGGCUGUCCAAACGAGAGGACGGCCAGGCUGCUGCUGGAAGGGCUCGUGGGGCUGUCGCAGAGAGCCGAGAUGGCAAGAAACAUCGAACUCUUCCUGCCGGGCAUGAUGAAGAUCCUGCAAGCUGGCAGCGAAGAUGCCCAGAUGAAGAUCCUGCUGGCCUUGCAAAACGUUCUGCGUCAGCUGAAGAAGAGCAAGGCCAGCUUCAUCGCUGUGCAGCUUGUGGGGAGGCUCCUGCCCCUCUUUGACUCGGAGUGCAGCGAGCUGCGAGAGCUGUCCAUCCGCAUGCUCACGGAGCUGCUGCAGUUGGUGGUCGGCAGGGAUGAGAAGAGGAUGAGGAAGGAGGUGUGGCGGGCACUGGUGCCUCUCCUCUUCCGCAUGAGCGACCAGGUCCCCAGCGUGGCCAAGGCCUCCAGGGAAGCCCUUCUUGCUGCCGCAGAGCUGCUGAAGUGGAAGACGCUCAAGCACCUGCUGCAGAGAGAGCGGCUGUGGGAGCUUGGAGCGUGCUUGGUAAGGACAAGCUGAGGGGCCCGGG
Pseudopipra pipra is the source of this 2598-nucleotide messenger RNA. Its product is annotated as maestro heat-like repeat family member 5. Lineage: Eukaryota; Metazoa; Chordata; Aves; Passeriformes; Pipridae. The coding region runs from base 459 to 2588 and encodes 709 amino acids. The record is from RefSeq and is a predicted model, not a curated record. The transcript is spliced from 16 exons. Gene Ontology annotation, cellular component: cytoplasm.